Daphnia magna is the source of this 1784-nucleotide messenger RNA. Its product is annotated as beta-hexosaminidase subunit alpha. The record is from RefSeq and is a predicted model, not a curated record. Gene Ontology annotation, cellular component: membrane. Gene Ontology annotation, molecular function: beta-N-acetylhexosaminidase activity. Lineage: Eukaryota; Metazoa; Arthropoda; Branchiopoda; Diplostraca; Daphniidae. Gene Ontology annotation, biological process: glycosaminoglycan metabolic process; ganglioside catabolic process; carbohydrate metabolic process.
AUGAACGUUUUAUUGUUAGUCUUUUGCUACGUGGCGUCAAUGCAAUGGGCGCCAUCGGAAUCGGUUCCGUUUGUUAUCCCCUGGUACGGACGUUGGAUCCUUCCAACCGUUGGCCAAGUGUGGCCGAAACCCCAGCAGCAAACAUCCAGCGAAACGUUUUUCGUUCUCAGGCCUACCAUGUUCCAAUUUCAGGUCGUUGGUGAACGGUGUGAUAUCAUUGACGAAGCCGUACGUCGUUAUUACCAAAUCAUCUUUUAUCCGGGGGAUGCUGGACGUAUUCCCCUGUCUUACCCUCCGCCACCGACUCCAAUCCAAGAGCAUCCGCAAUUUCGAGCAUUUCUCGAUUCAGUUGAAAUCGAUUUAAAACAGCCUUGCGAAUACCUCCCGUCUGCCGAUAUGCUCGAGUCCUAUAAUAUCAAAAUUGACACGGCCGAUAAUCCGCUCAAGGCAACAAUCACUAGCGAUAGCGUCUGGGGUAUUUUGCGUGGCAUGGAAACUCUAAGUCAACUCGUCUACUCCUCUGCUGAAACGGGCGUCGCAUAUCAAAUGAAUGCUACGGAAAUUACCGAUUUUCCGCGUUUUUCUUAUCGCGGAUUUAUGAUGGACACGGCACGUCAUUACAUGCCGUUGAAAACGAUAAAGAAGAUGACGGACCUGCUGGCCCAGAAUAAGAUGAACGUCUUGCACUGGCAUUUGACUGACGACGCUUCAUUCCCCUACGAGAGUACACUUUUUCCAAAUAUUAGUCGUUACGGAUCUUUCCAGCCGUUCAGUCACAUCUACACUGCCAACGAUGUCCGCGAAGUCAUUGAAUAUGCGCGGUUGAGAGGCAUUCGGGUCAUUCCUGAAUUCGAUAGUCCAGACCAUACACAAUCUUGGGGCCGAGGACAGCCGAGACUGUUGACCGAAUGUUACGACGACAACGGAAUACUCAAAGUGCCCGAUGAGUACGGUGCUAUUAUGCCCACUCGUGAAGAGAACUACGUUUUCUUACAGCAAUUUUUCGGUGAAAUCUUUAAUACCUUUCCCGAUCCCUAUGUCCACAUGGGUGGUGACGAAGUCAGCUACUAUUGUUGGCAACGACAUCCAGAAAUUAAAGCUUUUAUGGCUGCCAAUGGAUGGGGAGAAGAUUAUACAAAGUUGGAACAAUAUUACUUUGAUCGACUGACCACAGUGACGCAAGAGAUUACGCAAAAUCAGAUGCGUUACAUUGUUUGGCAAGAACUUCUCGACCUUAACAUUACCCUACCAACUGGCACCAUUGUCGAAGUGUGGAAAGGCGAUUAUGAAGGCUUAUCUUUCAAUGAAGAAUUAGCACGAGUUACAAAGUAUGGUUACCAGACUAUACUUGCUUCACCUUGGUAUCUUAAUUACAUUUCCUACGGAUUGGAUUGGGAAAAAUAUUACCUGGCUGAACCUCUGGAUUUCAACGGAUCCGAAGCGCAAAAGAAUUUGGUUAUUGGCGGUGAGGCAACGAUGUGGAGCGAGUACGUCGACUCUGUCAGCGUGAUUCCGCGUACGUGGCCGAGAGCUUGUACCGUCGCUGAGCGUCUCUGGUCAGACCGAAGUGUUAACGACACAGCGUUGGCUGCAUUACGUUUAGAAGAACAUCGAUGCCGAUUACUCAGACGUGGAUUCAUGGUUGAUCCAAGCAAUGGUGUCAAUUUUUGCGAACAGGAAUGGGAUAUGUAAAAUAAAAAGCAAAUUUCUAAAGACUCUGCACAGUCUCUUUUUAUGACAAGGUAGUUUUAGAUGAAAAAGAAAUACACUAAAAGUUUAACUGC